Neltuma alba is the source of this 3823-nucleotide messenger RNA. RefSeq names its product myosin-11-like. The record is from RefSeq and is a predicted model, not a curated record. The coding region runs from base 347 to 3604 and encodes 1085 amino acids. The transcript has 10 exons. Lineage: Eukaryota; Viridiplantae; Streptophyta; Magnoliopsida; Fabales; Fabaceae.
UUAACUCACAUGACCCUCCACCUGAUAAUCCCACUUGCUCCCUUCUCUUCCCUGUUAUGUCCUCUGCAUUCAGCUUAGCUGGACUGUUACAGUCACAAAUCCUAAUGACGGAGAAAUAAAGAAGCAAUUCAGAUCUACUAUAUACUGCAACUCUGCAACCUCUCGCUUCCGCUUCUUCUUCUUCACUCCUCUGGAUUUUGACCCGAUUUCGUCCGUUGCGUUCUGCUCCCUGUUUUGCGCAAAUGUCUUGACCGAUUUGUUUUCGUCUGCUGCAUUGAAACCUCCGCUUUUGAGUCUCUCUCUCUCCAUGUUUACUUGAGUCGGUGGGGCGGUGAAGGGAGGCGGGAUGUUUCGUUCCGCCAGAUGGAGGAGCGAGAAGCUCAGGAUCAAAGCUGUUUUCAAACUCCACUUUCAUGCUACUCAGGUGCUACAAUCUGGGGUAGAGGCAUUGGGAAUAUCUGUAAUUCCGGUGGACGUCGGAAAGCCAACUACGAGACUAGAGAACGCAGCAGUUCGAGACGGGAUUUGUAGAUGGGAGAAUCCUGUCUAUGAAACAGUCAAAUUUAUUCAGGAGCCCAGGACUGGGAAGAUCAAUGACAAAAUCUAUCAUUUUAUAGUUUCAACGGGAUUACCAAAAGCUGGUUCCAUCGGCGAAGUUUCUAUUAAUUUCGCUGAUUUUGCUAAAGCCACGAAGCCCUCCUCUGUUUCUCUUCCUAUCAAGAAUUCUCGUUGUGGAAUCGUUUUGCAUGUCUCAAUUCAGAGGCUACAUGAAAAUGGGGAUCAAAGUUUCAGACGAUGGUGUCCUUUAUUGUCCAAUAACAUUAGCAGAGAGGAGGAAGAAAGUGAAGACGUCAAAAUUGAAUCCAAUGAGCGAAGCUUAAGGAACUUUCUAAGCAAUGGAGACACAAAUAAAAGCACUACGAUGAAAUCUGCGGAAGACGUCUCUGCCGAACCAAUGAUCCACAGAGCCGAACUGAGUGCUGAUUGCAGGACAUCCAGCGAAUCCGACCUUACAUUGUCCAGUUCCGAUGGAAGCUCUGGACUUGAUACUCCCCGACAACUUGGACCGAGAAAUACGAACAAUAUCCACCACAACCCAAAUUCCUCGCCAUUAACAACGUCAAUGUAUGAGAGAUCACACUGGGACUGGUCAGCUAGUUCAGACCAUGGUUUGAGUACAGAUGAUUCACCCAACGGUUCUCGCGAUGCCCUUCAUAAGGAAAGAUCCCAUCAGGCGACGGAUUUGGAGAUUGAAAAACUCAAGUCUGAACUUGCCUCUUUGGCCCGGCAGCUCGAUAUGUCUGACUUGGAACUACAGACUCUUAGGAAGCAAAUUGUAAAAGAAAGCAAAAGAGGGCAAGACCUCUCAAAGGAAGUUAUCAGCUUGAAAGAGGAAAGAGAUGCUCUCAAGGAAGAGUGUGACAACCUCAGGUCACUUCACAAACGCAUGGACGAGGCUAAAAUGAGGAGCAGAACACAAUUGGAAGGUGGUGAUCUGCGCACCCUUGUUGAAGAAAUUCGACAGGAGCUGAGUUACGAAAAGGACCUUAAUGCCAAUCUUCGAUUGCAGUUGGCGAAGACGCAGGAAUCAAAUGCUGAAUUGGUUCUUGCUGUACAAGACCUGGAUCAAAUGUUGGAGCAGAAAAACAUGGAAAUUAACAAUCUUUCCAGUACGCUUCAAUUGAGCAGAAAUUCCCAAGAGUUCAAGGGAAGCCUAUCCAAAUGUGUAAUGGAUGACGAUGAAGAACAGAAAGUAUUGGAGGAGAUUGUUAAAGUGCAGCAAAGCAAUUUGAAGGACUCACAUUUACUUGAGCAAAAAAUUUUGGAGCUGUAUGGUGAAAUAGAUAUGCAUAAGAGAGACAAAGAUGAGAUGGAGGUGCAGAUGGAGCAGCUUGCACUUGACUACGAAAUAUUGAAACAGGAAAACCAUGAAAUUUCAUAUAAGUUGGAGCAGAGUGAACUGCAGGAACACUUGAAACAAUACGAUAGCUCUUCUCUUCCUGAUGCUGUGAAUGACCUUGAAGAGCAUAUUGAGAGCCUCGAAAAUGAACUGAAGGUACAGUCACGGGAAUUAUCAGAGUCUCUGGAAACAGUUAAGGAUCUCGAAAACCAUAUCAGAAGAUUAGAGGAAAACCUGGAGAAACAAGCACAAGGAUUUGAAGCUGACUUAGAAGCUGUGACGCGUGACAAGGUCGAGCAGGAGCAAAGAGCCAUCCGGGCAGAGGAAGCUUUGAGAAAGACCAGAUUGAAAAAUGCUAAUGCUGCUGGGAGGCUUCAAGAGGAAUUCAAAAGGCUCUCAAUGCAAAUGGCCUCUACAUUUGAUGCAAAUGAGAAGGCUACCAUGAGAGCAUAUGCAGAGGCAAGUGAACUGCGUGCACAGAAAAACCUUUUGGAAGAAAUGCUACAUAAAGUCAAGGAAGAGCUCCAGUCCGUUAAAAAUGAUUAUGAGGUAAGGCUGAAUGAUCUGUCCAAUCAAAUAGAAUCGAUGGCCACUCAGAUACACCAGAUGUUGAUGGAAAUUGAGGAGAAAUCCAAGCUUCUUGAAAAACAGAAAAAUCAUGAAGAGCAAAUUUGUAGGGAGUUCUCCGAGGAGAUCCAGACCUUAAAAACUGAGAAUGAAAGGCUUAAAGGGGAGGUUGUAUACUACUUUGAGCAAGCAGAGCAGAAAGAAAGUCUCAGAAUUGAGUUGGAACUUACGAAGAAAUCAGUUGAGGAGUCAGAGAUCCUGGCGCAGAGAGGAAGUGAUGAAAGAAACGAGCUGGUGAGUACAAUUGCUUUGCUGAAGAAGGAAGUGGAGAAGACACUUGAAGAUCUAAAUAGGAUGAGAAUUGUGAAGGAUGAAACAGAGACUAUGGCCAGGUCAUUCCAAUCAGAGUUGGAAGCAGUUAGAGAUCAAUGUAGUGACUUGAGGCGUUCUCUUCAUGAGGAUGAGGCAGAGAAACAAAAACUAAGAAAGCAAAUUUUCCAGUUAAAGAGUGAACUAAAGAAGAAGGAAGAUGCAGCGACCAACAUUGAAAAGAAGUUGAAGGAUGCUAAUGGACACCAGCAAUUUUCUGCCACUGCAAAGAACAAAAAAUCUGCUUCAAUCCCUCAGAAUUCGAAAGAGAUUGCAACUCUGAGGGAAAGAAUAAAAAUGCUCGAGGGCCUGAUAAAGUCGAAGGAAACUGCACUGGAAGCGUCUACAACUAUUUUUUUGCAGAAGGAAAAGGAACUCCAAGACAAAAUAGAGGAGUUGGAGAGCAAAGUGGAAGAAUUCAAUCAGAGUAGUGGUUUGCAAAAGGUUGCUGAAGAUCAAAGCAUUGCUCCUUCAACUGUGGGAGCAGGAGAUCCAGCGGAGCAUCUCAAUGGUGCUACGGGUCCAUCUCAAGAAAAUUGCGAUAUAAACUCGUCAACUUCCAAUGAUGAUAAAGGGAUGGGCAAUGUUUGUGAUAUAUUAGCGGAAUUAGAAUCAGUAAAGGAAAGGAACAAAGCAAUGGAGAGUGAAUUAAAGGAGAUGCAAGAGAGAUACACAGAAAUGAGUCUGAGAUUUGCAGAAGUAGAAGGUGAAAGGCAAAAACUUGUUAUGACAGUGCGGAACCUCCGGAUUGCAUAUAAAGUCAAAUAAAAUGUUCCUGAUAUGUUGGAGCCUGCAGUGUAUAGUGUAUAGUUUGAGCAGGAAGGCGCCUUGCGGUAGAGGAUCACAAAUUAAAAUGAAUAAAUUAAUAUCUAUACUGCCUACUGGCAGCGUAAUUGUAUUUUGUGAAGCCCCAUUGGGCACAAUUUUACAAAAUUUACCCCAAAUCAGUGAUGUUAAAUAUCACUCAGUUGCAUAUUCUGGUAGAAA